Molecule: messenger RNA, 856 nt
Organism: Erpetoichthys calabaricus (reedfish)
Lineage: Eukaryota; Metazoa; Chordata; Cladistia; Polypteriformes; Polypteridae
Product: cornifelin-like
Exons: 4
Coding region: 280-627 (115 amino acids)
Cellular component (GO): cornified envelope
Source: RefSeq, a predicted model, not a curated record
UGAUUCAAAGACAAGUGUCUCUCAGUUUGGAAGCGAACACUGUCACAGUACUCUUCAGAUGCACUCUUUUAUAACACCUUUAGAUUUCAGCAAAAAUAACGUAUCUAACACGCAGAAGUGAAUUGUGAAUUUCCUUCUGAAGACCUAACUGCAAGUUCCGCAAACUCCUGGCUUCAAGAGACGUGGUCUUUAACAGUUUCAGCUUUGCUCAUUCGGCUCAUCUGUUGCUCUGCUGUGUUGCACCACUGUUUUUACAGGUCGCCUUUUAAAGUUUCAGGCAUGUCGAACCCUGUUGUUACUCAGCAGCCAAUUACAGGACCCUAUGGUACAAAUGUCCAGACUGAACAAUGGAGUACGGGGCUUUGUUCUUGCUUCAGUGAUAUUUUUGUCUGUUUGUGUGGAUUAUGCUGCCCAAUAGCACUCUCUUGCUAUACUGCAAACCUUUAUGGAGAAAACUGCUGCCUGGGAUUCAUGCCGGGAGGCAUGGCAGCUUUGAGGACCCAUAUGAGGCUGACCUAUGGGAUACAGGGGACAAUAUGCAAUGAUGCCUUGAUGACUUGCUGUUGUGGUUUCUUUGAGAACUGCAGAAUGGCUCGAGAAGUUCGGAUUCGUAAAGGAGAUGUGUGAUUUUUAAAACAGAGUGAAAAUCACAUCCUUGUGAAUAGUUAACUCAUCAGCUAUUAGAUUCGGCAUGAAGAACCAUCAGACUUGACAAGACAAACAUAAAUUAACCAUUGAUUUCUUUUCUCUGUUUGUACAAAACUAGUGUGUUUGUGUAGCUUACAAAAAACAAAAUAACUACCUUUAAAUAGCCAUCCCUUUGUUAUGCAAUAAAGUUUCAUAUAAUAAUUUGCAA